Rhinolophus ferrumequinum (greater horseshoe bat) is the source of this 881-nucleotide messenger RNA. RefSeq names its product DNA-binding protein inhibitor ID-2-like. The record is from RefSeq and is a predicted model, not a curated record. Gene Ontology annotation, molecular function: transcription regulator activity; protein dimerization activity. Gene Ontology annotation, biological process: circadian regulation of gene expression; cell differentiation; negative regulation of transcription by RNA polymerase II. Lineage: Eukaryota; Metazoa; Chordata; Mammalia; Chiroptera; Rhinolophidae. Gene Ontology annotation, cellular component: cytoplasm; nucleus. Bases 366 to 770 code for a protein of 134 amino acids. The transcript has a single exon.
AAUUUUAACACUAAUGGGCAGCAUUGUUCAACAGAACUUUCCGCAACGAUGGACAUGUCCUCUAUUUGUGCUGUCAACGUACUAGCCACUAGCCACAUGUGGCCAUUGAGACAUUGAAAUGUGGCUGGUGAGCUAGAGGGGUUGAAUUACUUUAUUUUAUUUUAUUGUAAUUAGUGUAAACGUAAAUAGCCACAUGUAGCUAGUGGCUACCUUACUACACAGCACAGGCAGAUCUUAAACUUUUAUGAGAAUCUGAGUCAUUCUGAGCUGAGCCUGGUGCUGGGCUCUGGAAGCUCUGCAGGCGGCGGCGGCCUGAGCUCCAGGGUAGCCCGCUCCCUCCUGGUCUCUCCUUCCCGGCGGUCAGCAUGAAAGCCUUCAGUGCAGUGAGGUCCAUUAGGAAAAACAGCCUUUCGGACCACAGCCUGGGCAUCACCCGGAGCAAAACCCCGGUGGACGACUGGAGGAGCUUGCUGUACAACAGGAACAACUGCUACUCCAAGCUCAAAGCGCUGGUGCCCAGCAUCCUGCAGAACAAGAAGGUGAGCAAGAUGGAAAUCCUCCAGCAGCUCAUCGACUACAUCUUGGACCUGCAGAUCGCCCUGGACUCGCACCCCACUACUGUCAGCCUGCAUUACCAGCGACCCGGACAGAGCCAGGCGUCCAGGACGCCCCUGAACACUCUAAACACGGACAUCACCCUCCUGUCCUUGCAGGCUUCUGAAUUCCCUUCUGAGUUAAUGUCAAAUGACAGCAAAGCACUCUGUGGCUGAAUAAAUGGUGUUCAUGACUCUUUUUUCUUUGCACAACAGACAACAAAUCCACAGGAACUUACUACUUUUCAACCAUUUCACAAGGACAACAAGUUGAAUGGACCUUUUUAA